This is a messenger RNA of Erythranthe guttata (spotted monkey flower), 1416 nucleotides long. The record is from RefSeq and is a predicted model, not a curated record. NCBI's taxonomy places the organism in Eukaryota, Viridiplantae, Streptophyta, Magnoliopsida, Lamiales, Phrymaceae.
AUGCAUGAUGAAAGGGUUUCUCCGUUUUUGCUUUUUUUGGCUUUCGUUAAUCCGAACUACUUCCGUAUACGAAGUGCGUUCAAGUUCGGGGCCCACAGGCUGGGAGAAAUUCUUCAAAGACCAAUAGAGACAAUCAGCGACGAAAUCUCCGCAUUAUUCGAACAGACGCGCGGAAGGCAUGCAAAUCAAUGCACAUCGACCAGCAAACGGCGCCUUACCGUCUUAGAAUUCAGCGACGGAAGAGAAGACGAAGAAGAAGAAGAAGAUUCCUUCGCAUUGGAAUCGAUUUCCGACUAUGACGACAACUAUGACGACAUGCUUACGACAGAGCAGUACGCGACUGAUUUCAGCGACGAAGUCGAAAUUAGCGACGAAAAGUACGCCCUCGCAGCAGCAGCAACUAACUCCGACUCUUACGUAUCGAGCGGCGGCCAUUAUACUUCGUCGCUUUCGGAGAACUAUUUAUGUCAACCAAAAGGAGUCUCCUCUUCGAAAUCGUCUACCGAAAACGGAAGCUCGCAUGCUCAGCAAAUUGACUCCGAACACGAGAAAAAUGUCGAAACAAUGAAUAAUUUGUCUCUCGAUUUUAGAGAAACCUGUUCGACGAGCGUAGGAGGGGAAUCGGAAUAUUCUGAUUCUGAUUCCGAUCCUUUGGCCGACCUAACUGGAGACAACGACAGCAAUCUCAGGAGUUUGCUUCGCGGGCAGUUAACCCUAGGGUUUGCUCUACCUUCACCCCCGGUGCACAAUUUUUCGGCUCACCCUUCUCUAAUCCAUCACAUUAACCCGUGGGAAAUCGUUCGUCAAUCGAUGCCAUUCAGGCAUAACGAGUUUUCCCAUAUGAACCAUCCGCACCAAAUAUCCGCUGGAGCCCCGGGGUAUCAUACCACGUACCCUCACGUCGAUCCCCCGUUUCUCGGCACUCCUUUCAAUUUUGAGGGGAUGCCUAAAGCACGAGGAACCGGCACAUUCUUUCCUCCAGUGAAUCAAUUUUACGUUGACAAGUUUCCGCAUGGAAGGGGGAGGAAUAAGGGGCCGAGCUACCACUAUCAAGAUAAUUUUCGCAGGUACGGCGGCCAAAGCAACGGCGUAGGAGUAUAUAACGGUGGUGAUUCGAAUUUGUACGGAAACGGAAGAAGAUUUCAAGGCCGGAAAAAGAGUACUCAUUGGCAAUCACCUCGCGGGAAUCAAAGCAAUGGGUAUGUAAGCAACCGUUCGUGUAGGGUCGAGUUUGGAUCGGUCGGGAAUCUCGGAGACGUUUGUGGAUCUUCUUCUAGUGUUAGGGCCGGACCCACUCUCGGCGGGCCCACAAUGAAAAUGCAUCAUGGUUCAUCAUCAAUGAGCAUGCAAGAAAGGUUCGGAAGGCAGUCGAUCCACUUGAAGAAUGAAAAAGAGUUUCCUCCGUUGUGCCAAUAA